CAAUCGCCGAAAGCUUUUUCGGACAGAUGUUUUCGUCAUAAUAAGCAACAAUCCAACUUUAUAAACAACUCGUCGGGCUGGAAAACUCUUCAAAUCUGAGGAUUGGGCCGUUAUUGUGAACAUGGCGCUUAUUGAGAACCUCAAUGCUGACUGUGUGCUUAAAAUUGUAGAGUACCUCAAUCUGGAGGAUCAGCUGAAGCUGUGGAAGAGUUCCGAGCCCGCAUCGCGACUGAGAUCGCUGAUAUCCUACAUCUGGCAGCGCCAUGGGGAGCAUACCAUUGAAUCUUAUACAUUCGAUGGCGACUAUGAGCUACUGAACGAAUUCCUGCAGUGCAUUCGCCUCACGGUGUCGGAACUUACGCUCCAAUACCUGACCAUGGAUCAACUGGAGCGGUGGAGGGGUCACACCUUCCCCAACAUGCGUCAACUGACCUACUUGGGCGAUGAGACCAGCGACAUAGAAGGAGACGCCGACAUCGCCAUUCUGGUGGACUUAUUCCCGCAGCUAGAAGCCAUCGGGGUGAGCGGGAAUACCACUGGUAACCACAUCAGCCGUUGGCGGAACAUUCGCCGACUGGACCUUCAGCUGUGCUGGUACCUGAGCCCCCAGGCCUUCGAGGAUAUCUGCCAGAACCUGCGACUACAGACACUCAGCAUCCAGUGGCAAAAGAUUGAGGAGAAUGCCUACGUGCGGUCCAUCUGUAUGCUGCAGGAACUGGAGGAGCUGGAGCUGGACAUAGUUUACCUUAGCAGGGACAACAUCAGCCAACUGUUGGGCCUGCCCAAGCUGAAGACGCUGCGCCUGCACGACUUCGACCAGUUGGACGAUCUGCUGUGGAAUAUUGGAAGCAUAAGGGGUCAAGAUGUGUUGACUGCCGCAUUCAGUAAUAAUAUCUGGAUGAGGCCAACGGAGGUGCUGGCCAAACUGCGAAAUCUCCGAUGCUUAACGCUCGUCGAUGAUGAAGGAUGUGCUGUCAUUAACUUUUCCACGAUCAUAAAAUGCUUUCCGCUCUUGGAGCAACUGCAUUUGGAGAACUCGCGCAUAUGGGUCAAUGCCGAUGGUAUAUGGGACGUGCUCCUUGCCUCUCCCCGUCUCAGGGAACUCAGCAUCUCCAACCAUGUUCUGUACGACGAGUUCUUUGCCUUCAACAAGUCAACAAUGAACCGUGCCUUAAAUCAGCGAACGGAGCCUCUGACCAUACAUUUUUAUAAAACCGGAAUGGAAGACAUGGUUUCCAAGCACUUUAAACAUCCCAAUCUUAAUGUUUCCUUCAGUGCGACUAGUAGCAGCUUUUCACAAUUACCUGGCGAAUGUACUGAACUGGAAUUUGAACGCUACGAGUCGUGAUUUGUUUAGUUAACUAGCUUAGUUAACUAUUAUCUUAACGGACCAAAAUAGUGCUAUUUAUAUUUUAUUGAUAAGUCUUUCGUCGAUAAGCUGGCUAUUAAAAAGUGAUUGUUAAUAUUGA
Molecule: messenger RNA, 1469 nt
Organism: Drosophila simulans
Lineage: Eukaryota; Metazoa; Arthropoda; Insecta; Diptera; Drosophilidae
Exons: 3
Coding region: 122-1348 (408 amino acids)
Source: RefSeq, a predicted model, not a curated record